Messenger RNA from Chlamydomonas reinhardtii, 1846 nucleotides. RefSeq lists its product as uncharacterized. The coding region runs from base 14 to 1435 and encodes 473 amino acids. The record is from RefSeq and is a predicted model, not a curated record. The transcript has 7 exons. NCBI's taxonomy places the organism in Eukaryota, Viridiplantae, Chlorophyta, Chlorophyceae, Chlamydomonadales, Chlamydomonadaceae.
AGAACCUGCGAAGAUGGCUGUCACGACCGUCAAUCGUGCGAAGCUAGCCUCGAAGCGGACGACCGCAGAGCAAGCUAUCGCAGGCAUCGAUGUCAAGGGCAAGGUGGCUGUCGUGACCGGUGGCUCCUCCGGCAUCGGUGUGGAGACUUGCCGCACCCUGGCGCUCCACGGGGCCAAGGUGUAUCUGGGAGCGCGCUCGGCGGAGGCGGGUCAGGCGGUGAUCGACAGCAUCAGGCGCGACGCGGGCGAGGCGGGCUCCGGCCUGCAGCUACAGCUGCUGGUGUUAGACCUGUCCGAGCUGGCCAGUGUGCGGCGGGCGGCGGAGCAGGUUCUCGCGGCGGAGGCGGCUGGGGAGGCUGCGGCGGGCGUGCAGCUGCUCAUCCUGAACGCGGGCGUCAUGGCGUGCCCGCUCAUGCACACCCAGGACGGCUUGGAGUUGCAGACGGGCGUCAACCACGUCGCCCACUUCUACCUCACACAGCUGCUGCUGCCGGCCAUCAAGCCCGGCGCCGACGGCGCGCCGGCGCGAGUGGUGUCGGUGGCCUCCUCCGCGCACCAGUUUGCGCAGGGCAUGCCGAUGGACGAUCUGAACUGGGAGAAGCGGUCGGUGGCCGGCAAGUACGGCCCGUGGCAGUCGUACGGGCAGAGCAAGGCCUGCAACGUGCUGUUCGGCCGGGAGCUGGCCAGGAGGAUGUCUGCUGAGGGCCGGCCGGUGCUGGCCUUCUCGCUGCACCCCGGCAUCAUCAUGACGGCCCUGCAGCGCCACCAGUCGGGCCUGGUCAAGGCGGCCAUCCGCUGGAUGACGGCGCCCUGGCAGAAGACCACGGCGCAGGGCGCCGCCACCAGCAUCUACGCCGCCACGGCUCCCGAGCUGACGUCAGCUCAGUCGGGCUCCUACCUGACAGACUGCGCGAUCAGCCCCUCCUCCAAGCUGACCUCCGACAUGGCAGUGGCGGCCGGGCUGUGGGAGGCCACUGAGGCGCUGUUGGCGCGGGCGCUCAAGGGCGAGCUGAAGCAUCUGGUGGAGGCGAACAAGGAGGUGAAGGCGGAGGUGAAGGCGGAGGUGAAGGUGGUGAAGGAGGAGGCAAAGGAGGGGAAGGAGGUGGUGGUAGAGGAGGAGGCAAAGGAGGUGACGGAGGCGGUGGACGCGGAGGCAAAGGAGUUGAAGGCGGCGGUGAAGGCGGCGGCGGUGAAGGAGGAGGCAAAGGAGGGGAAGGCGGAGGCAAAGGAGGCGAUGGUGAAGGAGGAGGCAAAGGAGGCGAAGGCGGAGGUAAAGGAGGAGACGAAGGAGGCGGGUGAGGAGGUCGGAGACAAGGCGAAGGGGAAUGAGGUGGCCAAGGAAGGGGCUGUCAAGGGUGAGAAGGAGGCGGCGGUGGAUGGGGCAAAUGGGGAGGUGAAGGAGGCUGUGGGUGUGGCAGCUGCCGCGGCAAAUUAAGCCAGCCGUGCGUGAUGGCAGCAGCAGGCAUGAUGCAGUGGAGCGGGGGUGACAGGCCUCGUGGAUCAGAGGCAAGGAUGGGGCGACGGUGGUUAGUUUGCAGGAACGAAGGCAUGGGGGGCAGCUGACAUCGCCUGGCUUGAUGGUGAAGCGCGGGGUAAGGACGUCAGGGAGCGCAACAAGGAUAGAAGCUUUUGGCAAUUUGGCUUCACAGUACAGUGGCCGGGGUUCCCGACAAAGCCCACGCACGAGCCAUUACAUGCAACGAUGACAUGACUCUUGACGCAUAUUGUGCUUCUUGUUAUAUGCGCUUUCGGUGCAUGCACGAGGUAAACCUGUGACGGGUACCGUAUGCAUGCAUUCGUACAGUUUUAUUAUUGUCAUGCACAGGUGUUGUAACAAACCACCAGU